ACCGUCUUUUAGUGACUGCGACAGUGCAUUUUCCCGCCUGCAGCAAGAGAGGGAAGAAGCAAGCGGAUGAGUUCAUCACCGCCACGUGACUAUGACAGCGACGGCCACCAGGACGACGACAGCACGCAGCCGACACCAGACGAAAGAGGUGCCGGAACGCAGAGCAAGACGAAGAAGCGGGGCUACCGGAAGGCAUUGCACGCAGUCCGCAAAGUAAUACGGCUACUAACCUUAUCGCGGUGGUGGCCAAGGCCUGUCGACUGACUCAAUUGGUGCUACAAUUGUCAGGAGGAGAUCGAUCGACUGCGCGUCGAGAUGGCGCAGCUGAAGCGGCAGAUGCUGGAGCUGCAGCAGCGUGCAAUCGCCCCCAAGCGUGGCGCCGAGGACAAGGAAUUGUAUACAAACGUGCUGCACAACGUCGCCAAGAGGCAGCAGAAGGCCUUCGUGGACAUCCAGGCGGCCAUGACUGGCUACGCGGCCAGCGCGACUCAGUCCGGGAGUCCUAUCCAGCGGACGCUCGUCUUGCCCCGAGACGAAGCGUCUCGACGGAAUACGCUGCGCUCGAUGAAGGCCUUGAAGCUGCAGGACGCGCGCAACUUCUUGAGUCGGAGACUGUCGCACCUCAACCCGCUCAAUGCCAUGUCCGAGGAGCAUCGGUUCGAGAAUGACGACGGCGAUUACUGGGCCGUCCGCCUGGUGGUGUCCCAGUUUGAGUCGGCUCAGAGCACCAAGCAGGUGUUCGAUCUGGUCGUGUACUACCUGUCCAACAGCGAGAUCAGCAUCUCGGAGAAGGUGGGGCACCUCACAGUCCGAGAAGAUGACGAUAAUGGCGAGGCGGGCAUCAUGCAGCACUACUUGUCGUCCUUGACGGGCAAAGGCGUCCGAAUGGAAUCCAACACCGUCAUUUUCCACGAGUAUUAUGAAGCUGGGCCUGAUAACCCCCAGAAUUCCUACGGACUGAUCGUCUCCGAGUUCGUGGACGAAGACGAGCGACAUCCGUAUCGCUCGAGUGAACGAGUUCGCAAGGAUGUGAACGCCGUGAUGGAGGAGAAGGUGGUGGUGCUCACGCAAUGGUCUCACUCUCGUCUACGCCGGCCCAGUUUCUCCGUGCGAAAGGAUGGAUGGCACGAGCUGCGUGAAAACAUGGAUCGCUGGAGCCAAAAUAUGCACAAGAACAUCAUGGAGACGCUGGAGCCUGCGAUCCAAGGCCGUCUGUACUGA
This is a messenger RNA of Phytophthora sojae, 1221 nucleotides long. RefSeq lists its product as hypothetical. The record is from RefSeq and is a predicted model, not a curated record. The transcript has 2 exons. NCBI's taxonomy places the organism in Eukaryota, Oomycota, Peronosporomycetes, Peronosporales, Peronosporaceae. Bases 316 to 1221 code for a protein of 301 amino acids.